CCAAGAAAUGUUGCAGAGACCAAAUCCCAGAUCCGCCUUUAUAAGUCGUUCAAGAUUUAGGUUUUCAUUCGCUUUCAGCAUUUUCAGCUUCGCCCCUGCUCAGUCACCCUCAUCUUCCAGUUGUAGCAGCAAGGCAACUUCCUUCUAUCACCAUGGGGAAGACACGUGGAAUGGGAGCUGGUCGUAAACUGAAGUCCCACCGUCGGAGGCAGCGGUGGGCUGAUAAGUCUUACAAAAAGUCUCAUCUUGGUAAUGAAUGGAAAAAGCCAUUUGCAGGAUCAUCUCAUGCCAAGGGGAUUGUUCUUGAGAAAAUUGGUAUUGAAGCCAAGCAGCCUAACUCCGCCAUUAGAAAGUGUGCUCGAGUUCAGUUGAUAAAGAAUGGCAAGAAAAUAGCUGCUUUUGUACCCAAUGAUGGUUGUUUGAACUACAUUGAAGAGAAUGACGAGGUGUUGAUUGCUGGAUUUGGUCGUAAAGGACAUGCUGUGGGAGAUAUUCCUGGUGUUAGGUUCAAAGUUGUGAAGGUGUCUGGUGUGUCACUUUUGGCCCUCUUCAAAGAGAAGAAGGAGAAGCCCAGAUCUUAAAUUACUUCCAGGUCAAGUGCAAGUGUCUUCUGAAGGAGUUUUUAUUAGGAUCAAAAUGCUCUCUUCUUUUUCUUUUCCUUUUCCCUAAUCUUCUACUAGUAUAGUUUGUCAUGCCGUUCCAUGAAAAUUUCAGGCCAUUUGUUCCACCCUUUUGACAGUGAGCACACCAUUGGUUUUCCUUCCCAAUAUGAAAAUUCCCUUCUGAAAAUUGUGCAAUUGCAUAAGUAAAAUGCCUCUCAUUUCUUCUUGGUUCAGAACUGGGCACAUCACCAUAUGUAUUUUACUGGUAAUAUCUUUUAUGCAGACCAAACAUUUAAGUUUAA
Messenger RNA from Capsicum annuum, 904 nucleotides. Its product is annotated as 40S ribosomal protein S23. Gene Ontology annotation, cellular component: ribosome; cytosolic small ribosomal subunit. The transcript has 4 exons. The record is from RefSeq and is a predicted model, not a curated record. Gene Ontology annotation, molecular function: structural constituent of ribosome. NCBI's taxonomy places the organism in Eukaryota, Viridiplantae, Streptophyta, Magnoliopsida, Solanales, Solanaceae. Gene Ontology annotation, biological process: translation. Bases 153 to 581 code for a protein of 142 amino acids.